Molecule: messenger RNA, 1282 nt
Organism: Caenorhabditis elegans
Lineage: Eukaryota; Metazoa; Nematoda; Chromadorea; Rhabditida; Rhabditidae
Gene: C35C5.10
Product: Transmembrane protein 164
Exons: 7
Coding region: 112-1068 (318 amino acids)
Cellular component (GO): membrane
Source: RefSeq, marked reviewed
GUUCCUCCUUCGUUCCCCUCCCUUCGGUUACACCAGGUUACAUCUUGGUCGCUGUCUCUCGUUAAACUGGAGUUUCCAGGUGUUUUUCCAACUGUCAUAAAUGACACAUUCAUGAAUGAAACAUUUUUCAUUCCGUCUUCUGUUUCUUCUCCUGAAAUAAAUUUCCACCAGAAUGCAAAGGUGAUGUACGACGUCAUUUGGGAACUUGCCAUUGGUGGCAUCGACAGCUCCAUUCAAGGAAAUGGCGGCGAAGAAUGCAUGAAUUAUCUUCCGUCAUGGCAGAGAUUUCUGGAGUCAAUUGUCUUUAUCCCUCUCUCUUUCUGGGCAGCUUAUAUGUCGAUCCCACUUGAUUGCUCAUUUACACUACCAACUCGAAACGUGUCCAGAUAUGUGAUACUCACCGUAUAUAGCCUUAUUUUUGGUGCCGAACUUGCCUAUAAAAUGAUUUCAAGAACUGGAAUCUUCCUUCUUAACCCGUGCCACGUCACUACCACAAUGCAACUAAUGCUGCUUACAAUGGAGGGGACAUCAAAAAAAGCCUGUUUCCUCUUCCGACUGAUGCUCUAUUUCAUGCCGGGAGCUUGGUUCGCGUUGGCGUUUCCAAUUUUGAACACACGAAAUCUGCCUGGAGAAGUGUUUAUCUAUUACGCGCAGCACGUUGCCAUUCUCGUUGUUCCAGUGUAUCUCAUGUACAUACAAGGGGCUUUUGAGCCAGAAAAGCCAUACGAUUUUGGAUGGACUGUUUUCGGGAUCUCACUCUUCUCUCUUUACCAUUUUGUGAUCUUGCAGUUUGGUGCAAUGGUAACCCGCGUCAACUUGAACAACAUAAUGUGCCCUGCCGUAUCUGAUCCAUUCCAAUCACGUGCUUAUCGAAUCAUCGCUGUCGGACAUCAAUGCAUUCUCAUUCCGAUCCUCUCCAAGACAUACUCGGCUAUGUCGCUAGCUGCUGUGGAUUUCUACAAAACAGUGUACGAAAUGAACAGUGCCCCAUCGUCGAGAAAGAUGUGUUCGAUGAGCGAUGAUGACGAUAGUACGAUCUGCUUGAAACCUGCAAAACUGAAACUCUAGUCAUUUAGUUUGAAUAUAAUAAUUUAUUUGUUUUCUGUUUUCUCUCACUUCCUGUAUUCUAUCUAUAUUUCCUAUUCUGUCGCUAUUUUUUUCUGGACCACGAUUUAACUUUCCCCAUUUUUCCUUAAUGUCUGUGAUAUAUAUAUAUAUAUAUAUAUAUUUAUUUCUCUCCGAUAUUAGGCUUCCCUUUUCUCUUGAAUAAAAUAAACAUUUC